Messenger RNA from Penicillium mononematosum, 795 nucleotides. RefSeq lists its product as uncharacterized. The transcript has a single exon. Bases 1 to 795 code for a protein of 264 amino acids. The record is from RefSeq and is a predicted model, not a curated record. Lineage: Eukaryota; Fungi; Ascomycota; Eurotiomycetes; Eurotiales; Aspergillaceae.
AUGGGUAUCCUUAGCAUGUUCCCACCAGAGAUUAUCUUCAAUGUCCUAGACGAGAUCUUGGGGAGCUCUCCCAGAUUGACACACGAAAGCUUCCAUGCCAUUAACCAGCUGAUGCGAACUAACAAAACACUAGAACAAUACAUCAAACUCGGAUGGAUGGGUAGUAAUGUGCCGAACAGUUUCAAGCAGCGUGUUAAUGCCGUCCAGUGGUACCCUAACGUCGAUAUUGCGAAAACAGCUCUAACCCUCCAGGGCGAAGACCCCGAACAGUCCAUGCCCAUCGCAGGCCCCCACGGCGUAGGCCCUGAUCUCAUUACAGGCAUCAUUUUCGACGCCUGUACUGAUUGCUUUGAGUGGUUCUCCGAAGUGCUGCCUGGUACUCAUAUGAGCUGUUGCAACGAGGGCGGUUGGUCAUUCCUUUCUCUGGCACUGUACGCCCAGGCUGAGAAGCUACUUGAUCUUUUCUUCCUCUCGGGCUUCCCUCGCGAACCGAAGAACUUUAUCAUCGGCAGUGCUAAUGCUAUGGGGACAGGACCGUCUAUCCUUGGGAUGUCUGCCUCAUCUAGGGAUCAUCAGUCUUUCGCCAAGCUCUUCAAGAAACUGAAGUCAGUUUUGAACGGGCACGGCUUUCAGAAGACUCUUAGAGAUAAACUCACGCCCAAGGAGCGAGCGUCUAUCCGAAGUGUUGCUCCUCAAUAUCUCCAGAAGAUGUUGUAUGAAGCUGGUCUAGUCACUAUGCAUCCGGCUCUCCGUUAUAGUCCAUACUACUCUGGUAAGCGUACCCUGAUGUACUAG